UACGGGUUUCAAGGAAGCGACGAUACGGAAAAUGAUUCGGAGGCACUCCAGCGUGAAGAAAAUGAGCUUUUGCAUGUGUUGAGCAUAUCUGAUUCCUCCGAAUCUCAGGUGUAUGAGUCUGAAUCGAUCCCGUUUAUGGAUUCUAAUCGAGCUUCACCAGUGUACUUCUCAUCGGACGAAAAUUUCAUACGAGUUACUUCACCACAGCCUGGAGUAGAAAGCGAUGGUAUGGUCGACUUGGUAUCCGUGAAGGAAAAAAACUCUGUAGAAUCUUCCGAUCACUCUGAAUAUGAGAUUGUUUCGGCGCAUGACUUACUAAAGUGCGAUGAGCAGGAACCACCGAAUACAUCGGAUAGUUUAACUGGCAGAAGAGGAAUCUCCAAAACGUUGUCGACAGUAGGCAGAGACGGUCCGAAGAAGGCAGAGCGUGAAGAAAUGCGAGAGAAAACUGUUGCUGUACCAUCUCCAAUGACAGUGCUGAAGGCCGGAAGUGGAUGUCGGGUAACGAAUCGAACAGGGACGGAGAACAUUCGUAGAAAAUUUUACACAAAUCUGAUAUCAUCGCGAGCACAUGAGAGACUGAAAUCCGGUGGGCAGUACAUGUUGCUUGCUUUGCCAGUAACCGGUAGACAAUAGAUGCCGAAGACUUUCGAGUUCCCAGGACCCGAUGGAGCUUCACCUCCUCAAGAAAGCGGUUAUGUUACUCCACCUAAUCAAAUGAUCAUUCAAAGUCAGGACUGCAGGGCACCUGAUCGAACAUUGUACCACACCCCGCGAAGAGAAAAGCGACGUCGGAUUUGGUGGCUUCGGUCAUUCACCAGCACACCGAAUUCAAAAUUUCGCCGAAGUCCAGAACGUAUGGAAUUAAAUAAUUUUUGUAAUGCAGAUAUUCCCUUCCCUUGCAUCGUGGUGAGAGUAAGUUCAUGUGUACUGCCCUAUGCGGAUUAUAUGCUGAAUAAGGACUACAAUAACUGCGGUCUUUGGAUGAGACCGCUGUCAUUUAAAGAACGAAAACUUACUGUGGUGUGCUUUUGA
This is a messenger RNA of Gongylonema pulchrum, 1035 nucleotides long. Lineage: Eukaryota; Metazoa; Nematoda; Chromadorea; Rhabditida; Gongylonematidae. The record is from the annotation of a GenBank genome assembly.